Messenger RNA from Pygocentrus nattereri (red-bellied piranha), 1682 nucleotides. It is a transcript of the gene jagn1a, whose product is annotated as jagunal homolog 1a. The record is from RefSeq and is a predicted model, not a curated record. Gene Ontology annotation, biological process: endoplasmic reticulum organization; vesicle-mediated transport; granulocyte colony-stimulating factor signaling pathway. Gene Ontology annotation, cellular component: endoplasmic reticulum membrane. The transcript has 3 exons. Bases 141 to 692 code for a protein of 183 amino acids. NCBI's taxonomy places the organism in Eukaryota, Metazoa, Chordata, Actinopteri, Characiformes, Serrasalmidae.
GUGACGCUCUUCCACUGCGCAUGCGCAGAACUGACAGAGGCGCUAGGGAGCAGCUGCACCAUCUCGGGUUUCUCCAGAUUUGAUCUGUUAUAACAGUUCUGGCGUUCCUCGGAUUUGCAGCAAAGCAGGGGAGGUUUGCCAUGACGUCACGAACAGGUCCAAGAGCUGCAGGGACUGAUGGGAGUGACUUUAAGCACAGAGAGAAAGUGGCAUCUCACUACCAGAUGAGCGCUUCAUUAAAGUCAGAGAUUAAGAAGCUGACUGUUGUACAUCUUCUAAUAUGGGCAUUGGUAGCCGCCCAAGUGACAGUGGCCCACCUCAAGCUACUGUCCCAUGACAUGGUGGCCAUGCCAUACCAGUGGGAGUACCCAUAUCUGUUAAGUCUGCUACCCUCACUGCUAAACGCCAUGGCCAUGCCCAAAAACAACAUCAGCUACCUGGUGAUCUCUAUGAUUAGCGCAGGUCUGUUUUCUGUGGCUCCACUGAUCUUCGGCGCCAUGGAGAUGUUCCCGGUGGCCCAGCAGCUGUACCGGCAUGGCAAGGCAUACCGCUUCAUCUUUGGAUUUUCAGCUGUGUCAGUAAUGUAUCUGCUCAUGGUAAUUGCCAUCCAAGUACACGCGUGGCAGAUUUAUUACAGCAAGAAGCUACUAGACGCCUGGUUUAACUCCACACAGGAAAAGAAGAAGAAGUAAAAUGGCCAACAAUGGAGAACUGGGAGCAGGCCAUGUUAUUCUAUUUUGCUCUAUUUUGCUCACAAUUCUGACUUGCAUGGAAGUAUAAAAAAGUGAUAGAUGCACACAUAAGAUCAAACAGACCUGUAUACACUUAGGCUGUGUUUAUUUACAGUGCAUUGUUUCUGGUGUGUCCACCAGUGUACAAUAUAUUUGUAUAGAUUCUUUAUGUGUAUAAUCUGUCAGAGCAUCAUGAAUUAUGUUUCUACUGAAUGGAGUAGUGUUGAUAGACUACUGAGGCGUGUACUGUAAUACAUGUGCAUGUCUUUGAGGGAGAGUGUGUGUGUGCAUGUAAAAUUUCUGACUCUACAUGAUGUCACAUAAUACUGUACUAUUAUGUUAUGACCUUAUUAACCUCUGUUUUUUUCAAGGCUCUCAAAAUAAAAGAAGAUUGUUUAAAAGUAGUUUUAAAGAUUUUCAUACUGCUGAUAUGAUAAUAAUUGCGUAAUAUCUUUUUCUGAUUUAAUAAGAGUAGAAACAGCACUUAGUCCUUUCUGCUUGCGGUCAAGAGUCACUGUUUUUAAUGAUGCUGGUGGUGAAAUAUGCCUCUACACUACUUCUAUGACAAAUGCAUCUAGUGUCCACAAGAAAGUGCUUUCAAGACUUGAAUUGAAGACACUUUUGAGAAACAAUGUAAUAUAUAUAAUAGCAUCAGAAAAUCAGCUUUGUGUUUAUGUUUAAUCAUGCUGAUGAUAAUGUGAUGAUGCUCAGAUGUUGAAAAAGCAUUAUGGAAAUGGAUUCCCAACAGAGGGGAGGGACACAAGGAAUACAUCUGGUCUCUGGAUUUUGCAUCACAUAAACACAAAUAGGUCUAAACCCCAAAGCCUGAGUUUAAAAUGAUGCAAAAUGCUGUAAUAUUACAUUUUACAUUUACAUUCAGAUGUUAAAUAUUGUACAGGCUGGCUAUGAACUGUGUUUUGGAAAUAAAGUAAAAACUAAAUAAAGCAAUAA